GCCAGCAGUUCUGAUGUCUCCCAACCUUGUCCCUCUGCGAUGAGUUGAGAGAGUGGCAGGUAGCAGGAAGAGGAGGAGAUGGAGCAGACGGAGAAAGAAACGAUCAGGGAAGCAUCGGAGGAGGUGUCAAAUGAAUUCAAAACACUAAUCGAUGCUCAGGACUUGGACUCCCUCAAGCAAUUGCAGCACCUCAUAUUGGGGAGAUUGCAAGAUGCCAAUGCAGUUCUGUCACAUUUUAAUGAGUUUUCAGAGAACUGCUUUGCUGAGGUUUCUGGAGAUUUCUCCAGAAACACACGCCUUUUAAAAUCUAUGAAGACUGAUCUUGAAUACAUAUUUCAGAAGUUAAGGAGCAUGAAGUCAAGAAUUUUGGCUACCUAUCCUGAUGCAUUUCCAGAUGACUCGAAACAAGUACUCGACCAAAGACCAGACCUGGAAAUGCCUCUGUAAAACUAGACAGCAUGUUCAUGCCCUCUUGAGAGAACAUGUUCUCGGUCUGCUAUGGAAGUGUUCCGAGAAUUAAGCCUGUCAGCAAAUGUGUUCGAGAUCUCUGUAAUCUGUUUUUCCUUGGAUUUAUAGCUUGCAGAGGCUUUCCUUAGAAGUGUUUGGUAAAUUGGUAGUGUUUGGUGCACAUAGCACAAUCGUCUAAUUCCGCCCUUGUAAGCUUUUCCAUGUACUAAUCUGAAAUUCAGUUACCAUUAUGUAGCAUUCUGCUAAACCGCAGCUCAAACUAAACGUUUUUUUUGGGUGUUAUGCUGGUUCACAAAACGCCUUAUCAA
Molecule: messenger RNA, 776 nt
Organism: Malus domestica (apple)
Lineage: Eukaryota; Viridiplantae; Streptophyta; Magnoliopsida; Rosales; Rosaceae
Product: kxDL motif-containing protein LO9-177-like
Biological process (GO): lysosome localization
Cellular component (GO): BORC complex
Source: RefSeq, a predicted model, not a curated record